Messenger RNA from Arabidopsis thaliana (thale cress), 1433 nucleotides. It is a transcript of the gene GGH3, whose product is annotated as gamma-glutamyl hydrolase 3. The transcript is spliced from 10 exons. The record is from RefSeq and is marked reviewed. Gene Ontology annotation, molecular function: gamma-glutamyl-peptidase activity; hydrolase activity; omega peptidase activity. NCBI's taxonomy places the organism in Eukaryota, Viridiplantae, Streptophyta, Magnoliopsida, Brassicales, Brassicaceae. Gene Ontology annotation, cellular component: extracellular region; vacuole. The coding region runs from base 150 to 1208 and encodes 352 amino acids. Gene Ontology annotation, biological process: tetrahydrofolylpolyglutamate metabolic process.
UUCUGUUUUAUAUAAUUUUUAAAUGAUGGUGGACGUUGGGGAUGAUGUCACUUGACAAGACAGAUCCUGCAGAAUGAUUGAUAUGAAAACAAAAAAGCUAAAAUCGUGAACAAUCCACCAUUGGAGACGUGCCAUCUUCAUCCUCUGAGAUGUGGAGAUUCUGCUUCUUCUUAUCGUUACUAUUCUUUGAUGUUAGCGCGGUGAAAUCUGCAGAAUCGAUUUUCCUCCCAAGUCAAAUCGGAGUUGAAGAUUCCCGCGUCUUUGAAUCUCUUAGUCUUAGUCCUGUAUGCUCCGCGGCUGAUCCAAACCUCAACUACAAGCCGGUCAUCGGGAUUCUGACCCACCCUGGCGAAGGUCGAUGGGACGCUCGUCUUCACUCUCUGAAAAACUACGCCUACGCGACGAACAUAUCGUACAUCGCAGCUUCGUAUGUGAAGUUAGCUGAGACUGGUGGAGCUCGUGUGAUUCCUCUUAUCUACAACGAGCCUGAAGAAAUCUUGUUUCAGAAGCUAGAAUUGGUAAAUGGUGUGAUAUUCACAGGUGGUUGGGCUAAAACAGGGUUAUAUUACGAUGUUGUGGAGAAAAUCUUCAAUAAAGUUAUGGAGAAAAAUGAUGCUGGAGAACAUUUUCCGGUGUACGCCAUGUGUCUUGGAUUCGAGAUUUUGUCAAUGAUCAUAAGUCAGAACAGAGACAUUCUUGAGAGGUUUAACUCAGUAAACUAUGCAUCAAGUCUCCAGUUUUUUAAAAACGUUAAUAUCGAAGCAACCGUGUUCCAAAGAUUUCCUCCAGAGCUGUUGAAAAAGCUCAGUGCAGACUGUUUGGUUAUGCAGAACCACUAUUUUGGUAUCUCACCAGACAACUUUCAAGGCAAUCCUUAUCUGUCUAGUUUCUUCAAUAUCGUCACAACCAGCGCCGAUAAAGACAGCAAGACUUUUGUUUCAACUAUUCGAUCAAAACGAUACCCUGUGACCGCCUUCCAAUGGCAUCCAGAGAAAAAUGCAUUCGAAUGGGGAUCAUCUGAAAUCCCACACUCUGAGGACGCAAUUCAGGUGACUCAACAUGCUGCAAAUUAUCUAGUCAGUGAAGCCAGAAAGUCAAUGAACAGACCAUCUUCUGAGAAAGUGCUGAGCAAUCUCAUCUACAACUACAAGCCUACGUACUCCGGAUACAAAGGGAGCGGUGACGACGAGGUUUAUAUUUUCACGUAACAAAGAUCCCUUCUCUGUGUGUUUUCGCCAAAACAUAGCAAUUUAUAUUAGUUACUAAGAGCAAUACAGUGUUUCUCCUUAUCCACCAUUGAUUGUAAGUUGUAACCAAGGUGUUGAACUAUAAUUUAAAAAAACACAGUAUAGAUCACAUGAGGCGUGAGGACGCAAUCACUUGUUCCCAUAUCUUCCUCUAAAACCUAAAUCCUAAAAAAUCCCUUUUCAAAG